AUGGCAGGCACUUCAAACGAUGAUCUUUCAGGCUAUCUGAGUGGCGACGUGAUCAAGGUCUAUGUUGGGCCAAAAAGAAAACGCUACAGCGUCCACAAAGCCCUUCUGACCCAGUAUGAAUGGUUCCGCAACAAAAUCCUCUAUUCUGACGACAGCCUUAUCUCCCUAGAUUCCAUCGAUCUUCUCGCCGAGGACCCCAAAGUUUUCGAGCUUCUGAUCGGCUGGCUCUACCGCAAUAAUCUGAAUGCGAUCUCUACCACCGACGAGGAGGUCGCUAAGGAAGAGGUGGCACUUAGCGUCGACCUGUACCUCCGAGCAUGCGAAUGGGACAUGCCGGAACUGCAAAACGCGCUCAUAGACCGGAUGAGAAUUCGAACAACUUGUGAAUAUGGAUUUUUCCCACGAAAGCUCAUAAAGACAAUCUACAAGAGCACAGAACCCCUAUCACCUCUGCGUUCUUACAUUGUCGACAGCUUCAUCUACAAGGGCAUUCAAUGGGAUGAAGAUGCAGAGAUUGAAGGCCCGAUCGAUGAAAAUUUCUUCCUGACCCGCAAGAGUGCGCUCAGAUUCCAACUGGACGCCGGGAAUCAGGAAUUCGUGCUCGAUUGCUACGAAGCAUUGUUUCAGCUCUGCGCGAAGUCUAAGAUUCGAGAUCCGGAUCGCAGGACCGGCUGCGUCUAUCACGCGCACAAGGGGGGGAAGAAGUGCCGGAGAUGA
Messenger RNA from Letharia columbiana, 717 nucleotides. RefSeq lists its product as uncharacterized. Bases 1 to 717 code for a protein of 238 amino acids. The record is from RefSeq and is a predicted model, not a curated record. The transcript is spliced from 2 exons. Lineage: Eukaryota; Fungi; Ascomycota; Lecanoromycetes; Lecanorales; Parmeliaceae. Gene Ontology annotation, molecular function: protein binding.